UAGGGACUUUCCUGGGCUCCGACUUUCUCCCCUCCCAUUAUUUGCUUUUUACACUGCCUUCUCAGAACUGUUGCCCUUUUCUCCCUGUGCAGUUGUUUUUCCCCUAAAAAUUUUCUUCCGAAACGCAGUCUGGUCACUGAGGGUCGUCAUUGUCACCCGGGCUGCUCGCAGAGGCGCAGUUGAAGACGUUCCGGGCUGUAGGUGACCAGUCUUGGAAGUCUCCUCAAUAUUUUACUGGGGACAUCUUUUGUGAACAGGUCUCUGUGCCUGUAGGCUGGCAGAAGUAAAGGGAUUACCACAUGUCCGUCUUUAAAAUGGAGCCGUGUGAGUCUGUGAAUAUGCUUAUUCACAAUGGGGAUCUUGAUGAAAAUGGAUUUGGUUAUUCACAGUUACUGGAAAACCCUGAUCCUGAUUCGGAUAUUCAAAAUGGUCCUUAUUUGGCAAUCAUUGAACAACCCAAACAGCGUGGCUUUCGAUUCCGCUAUGUAUGUGAGGGGCCAUCUCAUGGAGGGCUACCCGGAGCUUCCAGUGAGAAAGGAAAGAAAACCUACCCUACUGUUAAAAUCUUCAAUUAUGUUGGCAUGGCUAAGAUCGAGGUGGAUUUGGUAACUCACACAGACCCCCCUCAAGUCCAUGCUCACAGUUUGGUUGGAAAACAUGCCAAUGAAACUGGAAAUUGCAUCCUAACUGUAGGACCUAAAGAUAUGACUGCUCAGUUUAAUAACUUAGGCAUUGUUCAUGUCACAAAAAAGAGUCAACUUUACAUCUUGAAAGAUAAGAUAAGAAGGCAGCUACUGAGAAAUUACAGGGGGACACGCACACUUACAGAGCUUGAGGAGAAGAAGAUUGAGGCAGAAGUUAAGGAGCUGAAAAAAGUUACAGAUUUAAGCAUUGUUCGCCUUCGGUUCACAGCCUAUUUGCCAGAUAGCAUGGGAGCUUAUACACUGCCUUUAAAACCAGUUAUUUCAGAUCCCAUCCAUGACAGCAAAUCUCCCGGAGCCUCCAACUUGCGAAUUUCCAGAAUGGACAAGAUAUCUGGGUCUGUGAAAGGAGGAGAUGAGGUCUACUUGCUUUGUGAUAAAGUGCAAAAAGAUGAUAUAGAAGUGAGAUUUUAUGAAGAUGAUGAAAGUGGGUGGCAGGCUUUCGGGGAUUUCUCACCAACAGAUGUCCACAAACAGUAUGCCAUUGUUUUCCGGACUCCACCAUACCACAAUAAGAAAAUUGAACGUCCAGUCACGGUGUUCUUACAGCUGAAGAGGAAACGUGGAGGAGAUGUCAGUGACUCUAAACAGUUUACAUACUACCCACUGGAGCAAGACAAAGAAGAAGUGGAAAGGAAACGAAGGAAAGACUUGCCAUCAAUGAAUUACUUUGGUGGCGGAGCAUCCAUGGGAGGUGCAGGAGGAGGAUCAGGAGGAUUUGGCCAUGGAGGUGGAAACAAUAUGAAUUUUACAUACAGAGGAAUGCACACUGGAUUCUCCUCCGCACCUUGGGGUAAUCACCAGAGCGGAGGGUUCAUGACAGCAAAAGAUGCACCAUUUGACUCCUCUGAAACAACACAACUAUUGACAGACCUCAAGAAAGAAGAACCCUCAACCAGUGUGCCUCAGGAACACACUGCAUCGCAACAUAGAGGUUCUCAGAGGGGCGCAGAACAAGCCCACGUAUGCAACCUAAGAAUGCUGUCUCUAGCUCAGCGCACAUCCAAAGCCUUAAUGGACUAUGCAGUAACGGCAGACCCUCGCAUGUUGUUGGCUGUACAGAGACCCUUGGUGGCCACACAGGAUCAGAAUGGGGACACGCCGCUUCAUUUAGCCAUCAUACAUGGGCAGACAGUUGUUGUUCAGCAGCUGGUAGAUGUCCUACUGGGCAUGCCAAAUGAAAAAAUCUUCAAUAUCUGCAACAACCUUCACCAGACUCCUCUUCACCUCGGGGUAAUCACCAAGCAGUACCAGACAGUUAGCAUUCUGCUAAAAGGCGGUGCAGACCCCACAAUCCUUGAUCGCUAUGGGAAUUCAGUGCUUCACCUGGCAGUUCAAGCUGGAGAUGUUGAAAUGCUUCAGGUCCUCUUGGAAAACACAUUUUCUGGAUACAAAUAUCUUCUUAACAUGCCAGACUACAAUGGUUUGUACCCAGUUCACUGGGCUGUGAAAGUAAAAAGUGAGAAAUGUCUGGAGCAGCUGGUGAGAAGCGGAGCUGAUGUCGAUGCUGCUGAACGCAAGAGUGGAAGAUCUCCCCUACAUAUCGCUGUGGAGAUGGACAACCUUAAUAUGGCCAUUUCUCUAGUUAAGAAACUGGGUGCAAAUGUCAAUGCUCAAACAUUUGGAGGAAAUACCCCUCUGCAUCUGGCUGCCAGUCUUGGGUCUCCAGUACUCACAAAGAUGCUUAUUAAUGCAGGUGCAAAUGCUCUGUUAGAAAAUGAUGAGCCAGUGCGUCCAGCAGCAGCAGCAGCAGCAUCCAGCGACGGUGAUGAUACCGACAGUGAGUCAGAUGUGCAGAUGGAUACUGACUCAGACCAGCAGGAGGACACCGAUUCAGAAGCGGAUGAGACCAUAGACAUGGAUCACGAUCACAGCAGAAUAUACUGUGGUGUUAAGAGGCGCUACCCUGGACACACACCUUUGGAUUUAACCCGAAGUCAAAAGGUGAGGGAUAUCUUGUCUAAACAUUCAUCUGGAGAUACAGCUAGAAAUAAAGCAGAACAGGAGCCAGUUAAUGUCCUUUCCCUGGAAACAAAUACUGUACAGCAUCUUGAAAGACUGUUAAAUGAAGGUCAGACCGGAUCUGAUUGGACGGAACUUGCCUCACGUCUAAGACUUCAAAGCUUAGUUGACACUUACAGAAACACUUCUUCCCCAACAGAAAGUCUUCUGCGCAGCUAUGAGCUUGCUGGUGGAAGCCUAAAUGAGCUCAUCCAAACUCUACAGUCCAUGGGAUUGAAUGAGGGGGUGGAGCUGCUGCGGAAAUCGGAGACAUUCAUCAAGCAGGAGAAUCAAGAGCCAAAGGUUGACAGUGCAUAUGGGAGCCAGUCUGUGGACAAUGAACAAUCUACAAGUUCUGAGCCUCAGAAGCCUUCCCCCAUGGGAUCCACAAGGUUGCGUCCAGAACAAGAACUAGCAAAAAGGACAGAACCAGCGAGUGGGCAAUAAACCAUGGACCUGAUAAUGAUAAACUCUUUCAUAUAGGAGAUCUAUUGAUGAUGGGAUGAACCAUGGAUUAGUUCUUUCCAAGUGAUGCAGUUGGUUAUAAUCUAGAAUACAUCAUAAAAUCGCAAUCCAAAAUUAUUCUGAUGAAUACUUUUCUGCCUUUGCCUACCCCUUAAGCAUCUUGCUAUGUGGUCAUAUUCAGAAGAGCAGUGAGUGACGACAAAACCCAAGGCAAACAACUGUUUAGGAGUCUGGAGUUGUACACAUAGACUGGGUACAUGAAAUAUGUGAAAUUCCUUUUCUUCAAAUACUGAUAAGUGAAUCAAGGCAAGUAAAUUGUUGAUCGUGUUAUCCCCAUGUACUAGUUCACAUUAUCUUCUAAACCUGUGGCUCUCCAGCUGUUGUGAAUAUUAAAAUCCAUGCCUGCAUGUGCUGGCAGCCACCAUCAGGGCAUGCUGGGAGUUGUAGUUUCACAGCAGCUUGGCGAUACGGGAAGCACACUGGUGUAAAGUAGAACUGGCUUAGUUGCCCAUAGCAACUAAUCAGAUUCCACCUUUCAUUACUCACAGGUCCAUUGGAAAAUGAAAUGUGGAAUCUGGUUGCUUUGGGCAACAAAGCCAGUUCUACUUUAGACCAGUUUGGUAAAUCUCCCCCACUGUUCUAAACUCUACUUUGUUCACGCGUUAUGUUAUUUAAAGGUCUGUUUUUAUUACAAAUAAAUAUACGGUAUUUUA
Bufo gargarizans (Asiatic toad) is the source of this 3880-nucleotide messenger RNA. RefSeq names its product nuclear factor kappa B subunit 2 (gene NFKB2). Gene Ontology annotation, biological process: inflammatory response; regulation of transcription by RNA polymerase II; innate immune response. The transcript has 22 exons. Gene Ontology annotation, cellular component: cytoplasm. The record is from RefSeq and is a predicted model, not a curated record. The coding region runs from base 300 to 3149 and encodes 949 amino acids. NCBI's taxonomy places the organism in Eukaryota, Metazoa, Chordata, Amphibia, Anura, Bufonidae. Gene Ontology annotation, molecular function: DNA-binding transcription factor activity, RNA polymerase II-specific; protein binding; RNA polymerase II cis-regulatory region sequence-specific DNA binding.